This is a messenger RNA of Solanum pennellii, 555 nucleotides long. Its product is annotated as reactive oxygen species modulator 1-like. Gene Ontology annotation, biological process: protein import into mitochondrial matrix; protein insertion into mitochondrial inner membrane. NCBI's taxonomy places the organism in Eukaryota, Viridiplantae, Streptophyta, Magnoliopsida, Solanales, Solanaceae. The transcript is spliced from 3 exons. Bases 125 to 349 code for a protein of 74 amino acids. Gene Ontology annotation, cellular component: TIM23 mitochondrial import inner membrane translocase complex. The record is from RefSeq and is a predicted model, not a curated record.
AAUUUUUUUUUUCUAAGUAUUACCAAAUAUAGACAAAUUGAGAAUUGUCUUCCAAGUUAACAAGGUUUUACAUAUAUUUGUUGCGGCUCUGCAAAACGCCUCAUUUGAGAAUAGUGAAAAAAAUAUGGCAAGAGAUAGUUGUCUAGCAAGAGUAACUGCUGGUGUUGCUAUAGGUGGUGCAGUUGGUGGCGCUGUUGGUGCUGUAUAUGGGACUUAUGAGGCUGUUAGGUUCAAGGUGCCUGGACUUCUAAAAAUCAGAUACAUUGGACAAACAACUUUGGGAAGUGCAGCCAUUUUUGGACUCUUCUUGGGUGCUGGGAGCUUGAUACACUGUGGAAAAUCUUACUGAGCAUAUAUUUGCUAGCUGUGUGGAAUUGAAUUGUUGUUAUCAGAAUAAUGUGCUUCUGCAAUUCCAAUAUAUUUGAGUUUAGUGAUACUUAUUGCUGAUUCAAACAUUUGACCUUUUCUCUUGCCUUUCAGCUUUAGUUUGUGUUUGGUCGAUCAAUUUAAUAAACACUUUUGAGCAACAAUUAGUGCUUGUUCAAGCUUUUAAAA